CUGGCAUCACUGCUGGGCACUGGCUGGCACAACCGCUGGGCACUGACUGGUGGCACUGCUGGGCUGCACUGGUGGGUGGCACUGGUGGGCAGCACUGGUGGGUGGGCACAGGUGGGUGGCACUGGUGGGCACAGGUGGGUGGGCACAGGUGGGUGGCACUGCUGGGCACAGGUAGGUGGCACUUCUGGGCACAGGUGUGUGACACUGCAGAGUGGCACAGGUGGGUGCACUGCUGGGCACAGGUGGGUGAUCUGCUGGGCACAGGUGGGCGGAGCUAGUGGGCGCACUGCUGGGCACAGGUGGGCGGAACUUGCGGGUGGCACUGCUGGGCACCGAUCAUCAGGGCACUGAUCAUCACGUGUCAUUGGACACCGCUGAUCACGUGGUAAAAGGCCGCUGUGAUUGGC
Messenger RNA from Staurois parvus, 407 nucleotides. The record is from the annotation of a GenBank genome assembly. NCBI's taxonomy places the organism in Eukaryota, Metazoa, Chordata, Amphibia, Anura, Ranidae.